GCCAGGGUUGUUUAUUGUUACAUUACAAUUGACUUGGCCAAUAGCCUGCAAGGAACAACACUAUGGAACGUUGGCCCGGGAGUGACGUCAGGCGGGAUAUAAGUACCUGCAGUAGCGAGCGCCCGUGAUCCUAUGAUCGGAGAUGGCUCGUACUAAGCAGACGGCCCGUAAAUCGACCGGCGGCAAAGCGCCAAGGAAGCAACUGGCUACGAAGGCGGCCAGGAAAAGCGCACCGUCCACCGGCGGAGUGAAGAAGCCUCAUCGUUAUAGGCCAGGCACAGUUGCUCUCCGAGAAAUUCGGCGAUACCAGAAGUCUACUGAGUUGCUUAUACGUAAACUACCGUUCCAGCGUCUGGUGAGGGAGAUCGCCCAGGACUUCAAAACUGAUUUGAGGUUUCAGAGUGCUGCAAUUGGAGCUUUGCAGGAAGCCAGUGAGGCCUACUUGGUUGGCUUAUUUGAAGACACCAAUUUGUGUGCCAUUCAUGCUAAACGAGUGACCAUCAUGCCCAAAGACAUUCAGUUGGCCCGGCGCAUCAGAGGAGAGCGUGCUUGAAAUGUUACACGUUGAGAUUUUCUCAAAGUUAAUUGUAUUUUGAAAUUUAUAUUUUAAGAGGCCCAUUCCUGAAACGAUUUUGGACUACAGUCUUGGCUUCUGGUGAAGACUGGGCCACCUUUCAUUUUUUUUAGUAUUGAUAAUAAUUUUAAAUGUGUAAGUAGCAGAUCAUUUUGUAAACAUUCUUUGACUCUUGGCUCAGGUUUCAAAAUAAAACGUUUUGUAUCUUUA
Leucoraja erinaceus (little skate) is the source of this 784-nucleotide messenger RNA. RefSeq names its product histone H3.3A. The record is from RefSeq and is a predicted model, not a curated record. The transcript is spliced from 4 exons. Gene Ontology annotation, molecular function: structural constituent of chromatin; DNA binding; protein heterodimerization activity. Gene Ontology annotation, cellular component: nucleosome. Bases 143 to 553 code for a protein of 136 amino acids. NCBI's taxonomy places the organism in Eukaryota, Metazoa, Chordata, Chondrichthyes, Rajiformes, Rajidae.